CUUUUGCGCUGUUUGAUGACGACCACGCUACAAACGUAAACAUGGAGGAGAAAGAGGCACUGAAAAGGCAAAUUGAACUUCUUCAAAAUCUCAUCAAUAACCACAAGAGUGUCCAUGGCAACACCCCUUUUACUAGAACUGAUCAUCCGCAUCCAGCAAGACCAGUUUUGGCCAGAGGCAGGGGUCAAAACACGACUUUCUUUCAUCCACACAGCUCCAGGGGAAGACUGUGUGCUCCUCAUCCCCAUGGAAACUGGAGGAAGACCUACUCUCUCAGUAACACUACCCCACAACCCACUAUUGGACAGCCCUCAGCCUCUACCUCCUCAUCUGUGGCUUUACCUAGUCCCGUAAAGGCAAGAGGCGUAUCUCACAGCACUUCACUGCCCAGUGACAGCCAGAGAGGGGAAGCUAAUAAAACCAAAACUGCCACUUUAUCAUCACAGAUUGCUCCAGGAGAGAAAGAGGAGCGUUUGAGUAAUAUCAGGAUUGUUGCAACGGGUAGGGCUUCCACAGAUAUUCUGGGAAAAACAGGGAAAGGGGCACCUGAGUCUGGGCGUGAAGAUGGAAGAAGAGGUUCAAGCUUGACUGGCAGUAAUGUGCGACAAGAAGGUCCUGUCAUACAAACUCCGGCUUUUCAGCAGAAGGCUGAAGGGAGGAAUGUAGUCCUGCUGGCAAAGAAAAACAGUGCAUCAUUGCCAUCCUCAGUCACAACCAGUGCUUCUAUGAGUGUGCAGAGCAGCUCCCAAUUACAAGUCAAGCCUUGUAUUCCAGGGAAAACCAACACUGAGAGUAAACCAAGGGUUGUCAUAACAACCACUGCAAAUGUCACAGGUAGUAGUGCCACCCCACCUGUCUCUGCUCUGUCGAAUGCAUCGCAGACAUUCUCCUGUAACCUCAAGUCUUACACCAGCCCAGCCCAAGUGAGCACAUCUACCCUGAAACAGUCCAAGUUCACCUGGGUGAAGAACCAGAAUACAGGAGCAGCAGGAUCCACACAGGAUAGAUUUGUUACUCAGGCCUCAGGCAAAAGUGUGAGUGCUGCCUCAACAUCACUUUCAAAUGCUGGAGUUGCUGGUGGAAGCUCCCCCUCAUCCAUCACCAGUAGGAGAACCCCUGUCAAGAAGUUACCUCGACGGCUUAGUUUAGUCAUAGGAGCCCCCAGGACCUCCAAGUAUACGUGGGUUUCUUCCACUGCUGGAGGCCAAGCGAAGCUCUCUCGAAAACCGCUAUCACCCAGAUCCCUAGCGGUUACUCAGAGAGCUUUGGAGAAAGGAGAUGCCACCAAGAAGUUCAGACCUGCCUCAGCUCAGUCCACCAAAAUGAGAAAGGGAAUAGCAGCUUCCUCCUCCUGCUCCACCAGCAGCUCUCUUAGUAGCCGUUAUCGCUGGAAGGCAGGUGGGCAUAGUGCCUCUGGGGCAGUGGCAGGAGGGGUAACAGUGGCUCGUCGUGGGUCUGCCUUCCACUGGACCUCAGAAAAAAACAAUAAAAGCGUGAAAGGAGGGUUUGGUGUUUCUCCGUCUACACCCCAGCGUGCCUCUGUCCAGCCGUCACCCUCCCCUGGUGGGUUCAAGCUCCGCAGCAGGAUGAAAAUCAUCCGGCGGGCUGCUAGCAGUGAAACUGUAUCAGAGAGGGUGACCAGUCCACCAGCAGUGAUGGUAAGCAGCAAGUAUACCCUCCGUAGGCGGAUACAUACCUUGGCUAGGAGCCCUACAUCUGUGAGGAAGACUCCAUCCAAGGAGCUUGUUUCUUUUGGUCGACAUAAGCUGCGACGACUCUCCCCCACUUAUUUUAGGACAGGUAUCACCUGUCCUUCGCACCGUAGCCCCACUUCCCAGAGGGUGUUGAGGACACGCUAUAAGAUGGUGACCCGCCUGGGUGCUGGCACUGCACACACUCUCCACUACAGCCCCUCUCUGUCCUGGAGAGCUAAGAGGAUCCAGUCUGCCAGCACUACAAAACCGCUCCACUGCUGCAUGACUUUGCUCCAAAGCCGUAUGAGGGCUCCCCAGGAAAGACACAUGCCACCCCAGCACUGGAGAGGGAAGAGAAGCAUGCGCUGGAUUGGUGGGUCCUUGUACAGGGUGUCAGCCAAUAAGCUAUCCCGCACCGUGGCAACCAGCAUGUCAAUCAACCGAACAGGAAGGUGGUUAAGUCCUCAGCAGGUCUCCCUGAUGAGUAUGCCAUCGGGCCGGCCCUCCAACACUCGUCAUGUGGCCAGUCGUGCAGUCCAGCGGAGUCUUGCCAUCAUCAGACAUGCUCGUCAGAAGAAGCAGCAGAAGCAGUACUGCAUGUACUACAAUCGCUUUGGCAAGUGUAACCGUGGCAGCACCUGUCCCUACAUCCAUGACCCUGACAAGGUGGCUGUCUGCACCAGGUUUCUGCGCGGGACUUGUAAACAGGCAGACGGGACUUGCCCAUUCUCCCAUAAGGUGGCCAAGGAAAAGAUGCCGGUGUGCUCGUACUUCCUGAAGGGAAUCUGUAACAACAGUAGCUGUCCUUACAGUCAUGUCUAUGUGUCUCGCAAAGCUGACGUGUGUCAGGACUUCAUCAAGGGCUACUGCCCUCAGGGAGAGAAGUGUAAGAAGAAACACACGCUGGUGUGUCCAGAGUUCUCCAAGACCGGCUCCUGUCCCCGGGGCCCCCGGUGUAAGCUGCAGCACCGCCAGAACUCCAAACGAAGCACCCCCGCAACCCCCACCCCAGCUAAGAAAGGCCGUACCAAGGAGUCCAACAAGAGGCCCCGCCUGUCUGUCAUCAUACCACCUGAGCAGGCCCCUGGCUCUGAAGCAGUCCCAGGGACACCUACCUCGGAUCCCCUGAAACUGCCCUCCUUCAUCUCCCUGUCCAGCUCCCCAGAGGAGGCAGAUGCACCAGACACACUGCCAGCCAAGACCCUGCAAGUUAAAGAGAAAAAGCUGCAGAUCAAGCCACGGCUUUAGAACCACAAAGUCCCACACCGGGGGCUAAAAAGCUAGAGGCACCUGGACACUUCUGAAGAACUAGGAAGAUCGGUCUCUUUCCUGAGUGAUUUCUGAGUGCUAUGUUCAUCCCAGCAGUUAUCUCUGCCCCUUUUCUCUGAAUUAUUUAACUCAGGGCCUGAAGAUAUCUCUUCUACGUGUAGAAGUUCAUUUUACAUAUCUGCUUGGAUGUUUACAAUACAGCUUUUAUCAGUCAAUGUUUUGUAAAAAUUUGAUUAAAACAAAUAAAAUCUUAACUGUUGCUGCGUAA
Myripristis murdjan (pinecone soldierfish) is the source of this 3231-nucleotide messenger RNA. It is a transcript of the gene zc3h3, whose product is annotated as zinc finger CCCH-type containing 3. The record is from RefSeq and is a predicted model, not a curated record. NCBI's taxonomy places the organism in Eukaryota, Metazoa, Chordata, Actinopteri, Holocentriformes, Holocentridae. Gene Ontology annotation, cellular component: nucleus. The transcript has 13 exons. The coding region runs from base 42 to 2942 and encodes 966 amino acids. Gene Ontology annotation, molecular function: metal ion binding.